This is a messenger RNA of Verticillium dahliae VdLs.17, 2579 nucleotides long. RefSeq lists its product as uncharacterized. Lineage: Eukaryota; Fungi; Ascomycota; Sordariomycetes; Glomerellales; Plectosphaerellaceae. The transcript is spliced from 3 exons. Gene Ontology annotation, molecular function: actin binding. Gene Ontology annotation, biological process: actin cytoskeleton organization. The coding region runs from base 1 to 2403 and encodes 800 amino acids. The record is from RefSeq and is a predicted model, not a curated record.
AUGGCUGCCUUGGUCCAGACCUACCCCCAACAGACUAGCACCGUUACCGUUCUCCAGGCUAGGCCGACAGCCAACAAUAUGCUUCCCUCUCAAGCUCAUGCUAACCAGCAAUACAUGGCUGGCCAGCAGGCUCAGAGAAACUUCUCAGGCGGUAUGGCGGGUUCCUCUGCCUAUCGGGGCAGCGUUGGGCCCAUCCAGCCCUAUGUGUUCACAAGUGCUCCCAACCAGAACACGAACGUCUCGUAUCAACAAUACGGGGGCUACCGAACGGCAUCCUCUCCUGCUGUGCCCACGACACAGAACAUGACCUACGCGCACGAUCCCAGGUCCAGAUACGCAGCCAGCGGCCCCGUUGCAUCGUACAAUAACUCCAUGGGUGCUGGGAAGAGUGGCUCGAGGGAUGACUCGUCUAUCCCCCAACCCCGAACCAUCCAGCCUGCCCCGCGGCCUCAAUCGGCAUACCUGACAGGCGCGCCCAUGCAAAUGACGUUUGCUCAAGCCGCCGCAAUGCGGCCAGCCCCUGAUAGAUACAGGCGCCCAAGUAUCCAGCAGCAACAGCAGGUCCGACAGCACAGCGCCGGUCCCUCGGGCUCUGGCAUGGCCGCCAUCGGUCACCACUACAGCGCUCAUGGCACAACCGAUAGGACGAACGCUCCCGUCGUCGGCUCCCGUCGCCCUGCAGCCAACAAUCGACCCAGUAGUUAUUACAACCCUGCUGACGAUCUGCAAUUGAAUCGCCAGGCCGCUGAGGACGCCAAGCGUCCCAGGCGACGCAGCGUCCACACGCUCGAUUCUGCCGACCAGCCUAAGUCUUUAGCCCCACAAGAGGUGGCGCCAACCCAAGAGCGCGUCCCAACACCCAAGAAUGGCAAAAAUGGGGAACAGAAAUCCCUCCGCCUUGUGCCUGGUGAAGCCAGCACCCACAUUCGCAAUGGAAGCUCUGAAAGCCUCGUUUCCAGCCGGAGCAGUCACUCUCGACCAACAUCAUCCGCCAACCGCAACGUACCAGCCCCCACUGGCAACCCCUCCUCCUUGUCCAUCACUUCGAAUCCUGAUGAAGGGUCAGUGAAGCAAGACCACCCCAAACUUGUCAACAUCCCUCCCCGAAACUCAUCGUCAGAUGCUUCCAAACGUACCCUCAACCCGUCCCCCCUCUCCAGACCGGUGACCAUGGGCGACACGGCUGCGCAGAAGACGGCUUCCCCUUCAGGCGAAACUCCGCAGCAAUCGGCGACCAACAUGAGCAGCCCAGCUGCCCAGCACCUGGCGGCUAUCAACCAGAAGGGUGCCAGGUCGAAGAGCAAGACGUCGAGGCUGCGACGAGCCUUCUCUUUUGGCAGUGCCGCUGAUUUCAAGAAGGCUGCCGAGCCCAGCGGCGAAGCGACUGCUGAUGCUGCCGCCACAGACAAGACCGAGCCGUCCCGUCUGCACAAGGAGCCUAAUGCGGACGAGCUCUACGAUGCGGAGCAAGCUGCGAUCGCGAAGAAGCAGGAGGAGGGCGGUCUCGGCAACAGUAUCUAUGGUGGAAGAUUCUUUACUGGUUCUACGGACAACCUGUCCGUCUCUUCGACGGCGUCGUCGGCGUCCAUCAUGAUCCGGAAGAUGGGCCGUGGGAUGAAGAAGAGCACUCGCUCGCUGGUCGGACUAUUUAGGCCCAAGUCCGUCGUUGGAGUGCCUGCUGCGGACGGCCCCCUGACGCCCGAGGGCAGCCAGGCGGCCGUGUCGAUGAUCACAGUUGAGGCUGAGAGAGUCAAUGUCAACCCUGAUCCCAAGGCCCAGAACGGCGGCGGCACUGGCUUCCCGCACCUGGAGCGUAACUCGAUGGAUCUCUCCAACGCACCCAGCAUGGUCUCUGAACGAGAGCGGUUGGGAAGUUCCGGCACAGACAACUCUGGCAAUCGCAAGAGCAUUGUUGGGGGAGAUCGUGAACGCGCCGAGGUCUUGGCUGCCGUCCGCAAGGGCAUUCUCAAACACAAUGCUGGCGCCGCUAGCCCAGCACGCGAGAAAGGUUCGCCUUUCGAGCUCCCUGUCAUCCCAACCGUAUCGGAUUCGCCCAUAUCGAGCGCCCCCAGCACGCCCAACGAUGAGACGCCUGGCCACAAGCGCACAGGGUCCGUUGCCAUUGGCAGCGAAGAUUACUUUGUCUCGGCACUGAGGCUUCGUCAGGAUACAAAGAGUGCACCGACGACUCCUCAGGGGUCUGCUAGGCGAAAUGCCACCUUUUCGCCCAGACUCAUCUUCCACGACACGUGGCCGAGCGGCGAGUACGAUCGCAGGGGUGACAUUGCCACUUGCAACCGCCUCACGCCCAUGCUGGCGCAGCAAAUCAAGGAGGAGCUCAACUCGUUCAAAAUGGAAAUGGAGGUCCACGAGAACUCGAAGAUUUAUACGCACUUCUUCUAACGACGGCUACGCCUCUUGAACAGCACGAUGAAGAAAUCUUGUCAGCAUUCUGCUUCUUGAUGAGGGGCUCUGGACCUGAUUCAUGUAUUCGCACCUCAUUUUCAUUCCGUCCAAGGCGUUUGGGGUCAGCAUAGUACGGUGUCAGGGCGUUUUUCCUUAUCAAAUUCAUUUUCCUC